AUGAAUGGGUUUGCACACAAACUCCUGAAUCUUGAGAUUCUUCCCGAGCACGACGUCAUGCUGAUUUGCACCAAGGUGUCUGAAAUUCUGAUCUCCGAGCCGAACGUUCCCUCCGUGCAUUCACCGGUAACAAUCUGUGGAGACAUUCAUGGCCAGUUUUUUGAUUUGGUAAGCAUGCUAUGCAUAGAUGGGAUGCCUUCGCAGAGAAAGUAUGUGUUUCUGGGCGAUUAUGUUGACCGAGGCAAAAACUCUCUUGAGUGCAUUCUCUUUCUGUUUGUGCUGAAGAUCAUCUAUCCAGACAGCAUUCUUUUGAUAAGAGGAAACCACGAGCAGGCUGUCAUCAACCGGGUGUAUGGCUUCUAUGACGAAGUAAUUGAGAAGUAUGGCAGUAGCAGGGUGUGGCGAAUAAUAAACGAGGUGUUUUGCUUGAUGAAUGUUGGAUGCCUGGUUGAUGGGCGCGUGCUGUGCGUGCAUGGUGGAAUCUCUCCGAAGAUCACCUCUAUCAACCAAAUGAAAAGGAUCGAUAGAAUGGCGCCGAUUUCAGACAGUAGCGAGUUUUCAGACAUUAUGUGGGGAGAUCCAUAUGAUGGCCGGGGGUUCCAGCCAAGCCCACGAGGAAGCGGGUAUUUGUAUGGAAGCGAUGUUGUGUGCAGGUUUCUUGAGCUGAACAAUCUUGUUAGCAUUGUAAGGUCUCACCAGCUUGUGAUAGAAGGGUACAAGUUCCAUUUUGACGAAAGAAACGUGAUAACUGUGUGGAGUGCGCCAAACUACUUGGGAAAGUGCGGAAACCCUGCAAGCAUUCUUCGGAUCGACGAAGAUUUGGAUAUUUCCGACAAGGACUUCUGUGUAUUCAAGGCCACGCCUCAGAAGCGAGAGUUCCUUAGGAUGCCCGAUAGGUUUGGCAUUUGA
Molecule: messenger RNA, 909 nt
Organism: Ordospora pajunii
Lineage: Eukaryota; Fungi; Microsporidia; Ordosporidae
Product: calcineurin-like phosphoesterase
Exons: 1
Coding region: 1-909 (302 amino acids)
Molecular function (GO): protein serine/threonine phosphatase activity
Source: RefSeq, a predicted model, not a curated record